This is a messenger RNA of Exophiala bonariae, 1488 nucleotides long. RefSeq lists its product as uncharacterized. The transcript is spliced from 2 exons. Lineage: Eukaryota; Fungi; Ascomycota; Eurotiomycetes; Chaetothyriales; Herpotrichiellaceae. The record is from RefSeq and is a predicted model, not a curated record. The coding region runs from base 1 to 1488 and encodes 495 amino acids. Gene Ontology annotation, cellular component: plasma membrane. Gene Ontology annotation, biological process: transmembrane transport. Gene Ontology annotation, molecular function: transmembrane transporter activity.
AUGAACCCAGCAUAUCUAGGUGCCUAUCUAAUUACAGUGCUUCAUGAAACCCCAGCAGAAAGUAGCUAUGGUAGCCUUCAUCCACGGAACUGGCAAACUACCAGGAAAGCCUGGGUCAUCGGUAUUCUGGUGUUCCUGGAGUAUUUCGUUACUAUUAUCGCUACGACCGGAUCUGCAGCUGUCCACUAUGCCCACACAGACUUUCCCGAAGAGAGCAACAAGGCAAUGAUAGCCUCAUUCGUUUCGACAUAUUCGUUCGGCCAGGCCAUUGGGAGCAUACUCCUUCCACAAUUCACCGAACCAUUUGGUCGUCGGCAAUUCUAUCUCUGGUCAACUGGUGCUUUCAGCGUGACAUGUGUCAUAACAGGUGUUACACCAUCACUUGUGGGUGUUGCUUUUGGACGCUUCCUCGGGGGUUUCGCCUCAGCAGUGCCCGCUGUGGUUGUUGCUGGUUCAGUAGAAGACUUGUUCGACGAGCAAAGCAGGAUCUGGCUAAUAUGGCUGUGGAAUUGCCUUACCGUAGCUGGACAAGUGCUUGGACCAGUCUAUAGUACAUAUAUCGCUGCAAGGCUUGGCUGGUCCUGGGUAUACUAUCUCGCAGCCAUUGUCACAGCAGCACUGCUGCCACUCGUCGCCUUGACCCCGGAGACUCGCCACUUCAAAGUCCUCGCCAGUCACAGACCAACACACUCUAAGUCCAAUGCAAAAGAUAGAGCUGCAAAAGGUCCAGACGCUCAUCUGUCUCUCCGUGAUAUCCUCUGGCGACCGACAGUGUUACUAUUCACCGAACCCCUGGUGUUCGUCGCCACAGCACUGAGCUCGUUCUCUAUGGGGUUAAUAUAUCUGUUCACAGAAGCACUGAGCACAGUAUACACGUCUCCAGGAUUCGACUUCCCGUACGAAAAAGCAUCCUUGCCUUUCCUAGCCAUGUUGAUAGGUAUAUCCUUCAGUAUCUUUACACGUAUGUACGAUAUGUAUCGCUACAAAAGACACAGCAAGAUGAAAAAGGGUACCGCCGAGCUAAAGUUGGCAGGCUGCCUGUUAGGUGCUCCAGCACUAGCGAUCGGCCUGUGGAUAUUCUCAUGGACGAUUCCUCCUGCAGCCCCUCACACCUCGCCUAUCGUUAGCAUGAUCGGACUCACGCUCAUCGGUUUCGCGGCCACGGAGAUCGCAUAUUGCCUACAAGGGUAUCUGACUGACGCAUACACAGCUUAUGCGUCAUCUGCGCUGUCCGGAUUAGCGGCGAUGAGGGCAUUGGUGUCUGGCAUAAUGCCGCUGGUUGCAGGAAACAUAUUCGAAACACUGGGGAACAACAAAGGUGGCAGCAUCCUUGCAACGCUCGCAACCGUGUUUGCAAUUGGGCCGAUAGCUUUCUACUUCGUAGGUGAAAAGCUUAGAGCUAGAAGUCCCUUUGCCAGGUCUAGUGUCAUUGUCGAUGUUGUCUCAAGGCCUAACACAUCCAGACGUCCUACUGUUCGUUCAGUAUAG